Cariama cristata (Red-legged seriema) is the source of this 3072-nucleotide messenger RNA. It is a transcript of the gene TSHZ2, whose product is annotated as teashirt zinc finger homeobox 2. The transcript has a single exon. The annotation marks the transcript as partial. Lineage: Eukaryota; Metazoa; Chordata; Aves; Cariamiformes; Cariamidae. The record is from RefSeq and is a predicted model, not a curated record. Gene Ontology annotation, cellular component: nucleus. Gene Ontology annotation, biological process: regulation of transcription by RNA polymerase II. Gene Ontology annotation, molecular function: DNA-binding transcription factor activity, RNA polymerase II-specific; DNA binding.
UCAGGUUAUGUCCAAGAGGAAGAUUUAAAGGAAGAGGAGGAUAUAAAGGAGGAGGAAGAAGAUGAUGAUGACAACAACUCGAUUGCUCAACUCCAGGGCAGCAAUGACACUGGCACGGAUGAAGAACACGAAGUGGGUCCUGAGCAGAAAGGGAACUUUAGUUACCAGAAUUCCCCUGUCAGUCAUAUAUCUAACCAGGAUGCAGAAAAUGAAUCACUACUAAGUGAUGGUAGUGACCAUGUGACAGAUAUUAAAAGCAUUUGCUCUAGAGAGCCACAGGACACAAAAAACAGCGCCCGUCCCAAAGCCCAGAACGAAGCACAUGAUUGCAUGGAUAAAAUGACAGCAGUCUAUGCCAACAUACUGUCAGACUCUUAUUGGACAGGCUUAGGGCUGGGUUUCAAGUUGUCUAACUCUGAAAAGAGGAGUUGUGACAACAGAAAUGGAGGUAACAAAGCUGAUUUUGAUUGGCACCAAGACGCACUAUCAAAAAGCUUACAGCAGAAUUUACCUUCCAGACCUGUCUCGAAACCCAACCUGUUCAGUUCAGUCCAGCUCUACAGGCAGAGCAGCAAAAUGUGUGGAACUGUGUUCACAGGCGCCAGCCGGUUUCGGUGCCGACAGUGCAGCGCUGCCUAUGACACUUUGGUAGAACUAACGGUUCAUAUGAAUGAGACAGGUCACUACCAAGAUGACAACCAUAAAAAGGACAAGCACAGACCUACCAGCUACUCAAAGCCCCGAAAAAGGGCUUUCCAGGACAUGGACAAGGAAGAUGCACAAAAAGUUCUGAAAUGUAUGUUCUGUGGUGACUCUUUUGAUUCCCUUCAAGAUCUGAGUGUUCAUAUGAUAAAAACAAAACAUUACCAAAAAGUGCCUUUGAAGGAGCCGGUACCAACCAUUUCUUCAAAAAUGGUCACUCCAGCAAAGAAACGUGUGUUUGAUGUUAACAGGCCUUGUUCCCCCGAUUCCACAACGGGGUCUUUCUCAGAUACUUUUUCUCCUCAUAAGAAUGCGAACCUGCAGUUAUCAUCUAACAACCGCUAUGGCUACCAGAAUGGUGCCAGCUAUACAUGGCAAUUUGAGGCCUGCAAAUCCCAGAUUUUGAAGUGUAUGGAAUGUGGAAGUUCCCAUGAUACUUUGCAGCAGCUCACAACCCACAUGAUGGUCACGGGCCAUUUCUUGAAAGUCACAAGUUCAGCUUCAAAGAAGGGAAAGCAACUUGUUCUGGAUCCUUUAGCUGUGGAAAAAAUGCAAUCGCUGUCUGAAGCACCAGCCAAUGACAGCUCGAUCUCAAAAUCAACCAGUAAAUCAUCUGCAGAAUGCAUAGCUCCCACAUCUGAACUGAAAAAAGAAAGUAAAAAAGAUAAAGCUGAUGAUGCAAACAAAGAAGAGAAAGCAGUAAAAACUGAAGAGUAUGAAGACACUCUUCAGAAACCACUGGAUCCCACAAUGAAAUACCAGUACCUCAGAGAAGAAGAUUUAGAAGAUGGUUCAAAGGGUGGUGGAGAUAUUUUAAAGUCCUUGGAGAACACUGUCACAACAGCCAUCAAUAAAGCUCAAAAUGGAGCGCCCAGCUGGAGUGCAUAUCCCAGCAUCCAUGCAGCUUAUCAGCUCUCCGAAGGAGCUAAGCCAUCUUUGCCUGUGGGUUCCCAAGUACUGCAAAUUCGGCCAACGAUCACCAACAAAUUGAGGCCCAUAGCCCCAAAGUGGAAGGUCAUGCCUCUGGUCCCUAUCUCAGCAAAUGUGGCCCAGUGCACUCAAGUGAAGAAGGAAACUGAUGACAAGGAGGAGGUACAAAAGGACUAUGCUAAAGAGGGCAUCCAAGCUGAGCCUGCCUCACUCAACCAGAGUGAGAGAGCGCCUCUCAAAUCUGAAGUCCCUGUGGAGCCAAAAAAGACAGAACCAUUUCCCCUGAAAGAAGAAGACAAAAUUAAAGAGGACAGCGGAAAAGAAAAACCACUCCUCAAGGAACCAACAGCAGCUUCUCUUAGUAAUGGUUGUGCUGCUGCCAACCAUUCGUCUGAACUGCCUUGUGUCAACCCUCUCAGUGCUCUGCAGUCAGUACUGAAUAAUCACUUGGGCAAAGCCACUGAGCCUUUACAGCCUCAAUCCAACUCCAGCCCCAGCUCUAGCACAAUUUCUAUGUUUCACAAACCUAAUCUAAAUAUGAUGGAGAAGCCAGUUUUAUCUCCUGCUCCAACCCCACCAAAGCCUGCAAGUGUAUCCAGGCACUAUUUGUUUGAAAACAAUGAUCAGCCUAUUGACCUGACCAAAUCCAAAGGCAAGAAAGCUGAGUCAGCUCAAGCACAAUCUUGUACUUCUCCACCUCAAAAACAUGCUCUGUCGGACAUCGCUGACAUGGUCAAAGUUCUUCCCAAAGCUACUACACCAAAACCUGCUGCGUCUUCAAGGAUCCCAUCUAUGAAAUUGGAAAUAGAUGUCCGACGUUUUGAGGAUGUCUCAACAGAAGUCUCCACUCUGCAUAAAAGGAAGGGCAGACAGUCAAACUGGAACCCUCAACAUCUUCUUAUUUUGCAAGCUCAGUUUGCUUCCAGCCUCUUCCAGACAUCUGAAGGUAAAUAUUUAUUAUCAGAUCUAGGCCCACAAGAGCGCAUGCAGAUUUCAAAAUUUACUGGACUGUCAAUGACCACCAUUAGCCAUUGGCUGGCAAAUGUCAAGUAUCAACUUAGGAAAACCGGAGGAACAAAGUUUUUGAAAAACAUGGACAAAGGACAUCCAGUCUUUUAUUGCAGCGACUGUGCAUCUCAGUUUCGAACCCCAUCUACUUACAUUAGCCACUUAGAAUCCCAUCUAGGUUUCCAAAUGAAAGACAUGAACAGGCUGGCUGUGGAGCAGCAAACCAAGGUAGAGCAAGAAAUCUCCAGAGUUUCAGUUCAAAGGUCUCCUGAAACAAUAGCUGGAGAAGAGGACACAGACUCUAAGUUCAAAUGUAAGUUGUGCUGUCGGACAUUUGCGAGCAAACAUGCAGUAAAACUUCAUCUAAGCAAAACACACAGCAAGUCACCAGAACACCAUUCACAAUUUGUAGCAGAAGUGGAUGAAGAAUAA